This is a messenger RNA of Cladocopium goreaui, 231 nucleotides long. The record is from the annotation of a GenBank genome assembly. Lineage: Eukaryota; Dinophyceae; Suessiales; Symbiodiniaceae.
AUGGGUCAAGAUUUCUGUGGCACCUUGAAUCCCAGCGAGCUGCCCAUCGCUGCCAACAAGGACCUGGAGCGGGGCUUGCGAGAGGUGAUUCAGAGGUUGCCAGCCUUGCUACGUGUGCGUGUGGCCCAAGAGACAGCGGAGGUGUCGGACUCCCUUCCACUGGAGCAGCUGCAAAAGCCACCGUCCGACGCGGACAAGUCGUCGUCGAGCUGCAAACGUCACCUGGCAUAG